GAUAAAUACGGUUUUGCCAGACUUUUGGGCCAAUCGCAGGCGUGACACAUGCACAUUGCUGCAGAGGCAUGAAGUUUUUAGACGUUGGCUUUUCAAGAUCAGGCCGCGUGGUAGUUUUGGUUUGGAUCCUGAUUUUGAAACAUACAUGAUGGAUGCGAAGAAGCUUUAAAGUCCUUUAAAUGUAAACAUCAUGUGAUUUUGCAGGAACCAUUUUUUGGUCUCCACCGGCUUUCCUUUUUGGGCACUUGACCAAAACCGGUUGCUCAGGCUUUUUUGAUGCUUUUUGUGACACAUUGCUAGAUAUUGAUUGGCUCGAACAAUGACCCUAUCAACUGGUCAAUCAGGCCGCUGUGCGCCUGCGCGACUAAGGGUUUUGUUUAGCCAUGUUUGUCCUGGAAGCGGCCCUGCGCAACCUGCAAGCGGAGCCUUAAAACUCGCGAGUGCAAAUGGCCCAGCGGACAAAGUUGCAGCAGAUGUCGAAGCUGUCAAACGCGCUGUGGAGCAUUGCAAUGCCGACCACGCGGAUGCAGUAUUGGAUAUGUCGAAAGCUUUCACUGGCUUGACUGAUAUUGAAGCUGCUACGAUGCUGUCAAUUGACCGUUUGGGCUUUGACGUGGUGUGCCAAACCCGUGCAGGCUCCAGGCGCGGCCGGGUGAAGUUUGAGACGCCCCUUGAGAGCCCUACACUCUUACGGGAGGCGAUGAUGACGACCACUCAACUUGCUCGGGACAAGUUGACGGGCCAAAAACCGCGCAGUCCCUGAGUAGAAACUGCAAUAGAAGACCUGAAUUUGCUGACGUUUUGAUCAGCGAUUUUUCUGCGCUGGCAAGUUGAUCCCUUUUCGGCACGGGUAGGAAGGUUCUGUCAAGCCUACGCAAGUAGACUCCUUGUUUUCAAGUU
This is a messenger RNA of Durusdinium trenchii, 900 nucleotides long. Lineage: Eukaryota; Dinophyceae; Suessiales; Symbiodiniaceae. The record is from the annotation of a GenBank genome assembly.